Racocetra fulgida is the source of this 388-nucleotide messenger RNA. The record is from the annotation of a GenBank genome assembly. Lineage: Eukaryota; Fungi; Glomeromycota; Glomeromycetes; Diversisporales; Gigasporaceae.
GAUAAUGAUAAUAUAAUUAAUGAGCAAGAUAAUUUUGAAGAAGAAAGCUCUACUUUAACUAGAUUGCUAGUUUUUUUACCACCUAAUAUGACAAGCCAUCUUCAACUUUUGGAUGCAGGGGUUAUUGCAAGUUUUAAAGCUCACUAUAAACAAAUUUAUUGUCGUUAUAUUUUAGAUCUUUUUGAAGAUAAAACUAUAAUUAAUUGUUGGAGAAAAACAGGUAUAUUACCUACAGUUACUGAAAAUGAUAUAUUUGAUGCAAUGCAAAUUCAGCAAGAUACUUUAACUCAUGAAAAAGAAAGUACUAAUCAAAUAAUCGUAGAUAAUUUAAAUCAUAAUAAUCCUUAUGCUAAUUCAUUAGUAGAUGCAUUGAAUAAUUUUUUUUAUA